Ruditapes philippinarum (Manila clam) is the source of this 1459-nucleotide messenger RNA. RefSeq names its product solute carrier family 49 member A3-like. The transcript has 7 exons. Gene Ontology annotation, biological process: transmembrane transport. Gene Ontology annotation, molecular function: transmembrane transporter activity. Bases 599 to 1459 code for a protein of 286 amino acids. Gene Ontology annotation, cellular component: membrane. NCBI's taxonomy places the organism in Eukaryota, Metazoa, Mollusca, Bivalvia, Venerida, Veneridae. The record is from RefSeq and is a predicted model, not a curated record.
GUCACGCUUCAUGUGCGUUUAAUUGUUUUGCCCUGUAUACUUUGUACAUGUGGCGUUGUCACUUUUAAGUACAUUUGAAUAUACCGAUAGUCAUCAGAGUGAAACUCAAAUUGCUUGUGAAAUGGUCUGAAUGGCUUGUAACCUCAUUUUGUUAUAACUUUUAACCUUAGCGCGAACUGAAAAAAGUACAACACACAUGUAUUGAUCCGGUGAAGAUUUGUGUUAGUUAGAAUAUGCAUAUGAUGUUGCUUUUUAUCGCACGUUUACAAGUCAUAAACAAUAGUGAAUAUAAAGAAUAAUGAACGAAUAGAAUAUAUUACGGUGGAUAAAAACCGAUACUCAGGGCGUGCGGUACUUAAAUUCUUACGGAAAGUGUUCAAGUACUUACUGUGUUAUGUGUAUUUUUUAUGAUACACGUAAAAAAGUGAGCUGCAGCAAUUAUAUGACUAAUGGAUCUAUGUUGAAACAAUUCAGAUAUUAUACAUAAUUGUGUUAGCUGCACAUCAAACAAGUCAUAGAUUAUAAAUAAAACAGGCGAAUGAGUAAUGUAGCAACAUAAGGAUUUUAUACAGAAAUCGGGACAACGCAGACGUAGACAAUGACUCAUCCUACAGCUCAGGAUGCCAAACCGUCGUCGUCGGAUGAAGAGAAUGGAUACAAGGUGUACCCAUCUAGAUGGUUCAUGCUCUUUGUCGCCAGUAUGCUCAAUCUGACAACUUCAAUGAAUUGGAUAACUUUUGCCGCAGCAGCUGAUGUGUCGGUAGAAUUUUACCAGAUUUCAACAUUUCAACUCAACCUGUUGUCCAUGUGUUUUGUCCUUAUAACCAUACCUGUUGGUCUGACAGCCGCUUGGUUAACGGAUACUUUUGGUCUUCGGCUUACCUUUAUGAUAGCGGCAUGGACGAACGGUGUUGGGUCUCUCCUGAGGAAUAUCAGUGCUAUGGAUUUCGUCCCGCUUGAGAAUAAAUAUAGUGUUGUACUCACUGGCCAGAUCCUGGUCGCGUGCGGCGAGAAGUUCGUUAUGAUGAUGCCGACUAAACUGGCUGCGAUAUGGUUCCCAGAAAAUCAACGAGCGCUGGCAAACAUGCUUGGAGGCAUUACGGAUGCGUUGGGAAACAUGGUUGCUUUCAUACUCGUGCCACAAAUGGUCGAUGUCAAAUCAGAUAUCCCAUUAAUGCUCUGGGUACUAUCUGUCCCUGCUCUAUGUCUUACACUGGUGACAACAAUCGGUGUCAGAAAAUCGGUGCCGCCCACACCGCCCUCUGCCAGUGCUGCUACAGUAAACAAAGCCUUCUAUCCUGGACUUAAAAAGCUAAUUAGAAAUAAGGCGUACCUUGUUUUAAAUUUGGCGUUUGGGACCGGAUUUGGAGUGUACGUGUCAAUUCUGGUGUUACUAGAACAAUCACUAUGUCCAAGAGGAUACUCUGAUGUAAUUAUUUACUUCUUUGUACUGUACUGA